AUGGGCUUUGGGGCCUUCCAAACUUGUGGAAGUGAUGGAUGCAGAGGGUAAGAGGGAGGCAGAGGCCUUUUUUAUCUGAAUGGGGAAGCCUGGAAAUGCCUGUAAUUCAAAAAGGGCCUCUCUCAGUAGGCAUUCAUAUUCACCUGAACUUUGGCAGCUUUGUACCUGCAAAAUGGGAGUUAUUAGGUGCCCAUUUGCACUUUUUCCAUAGAUGGACAUAGCCUCUGGUUGCCCCUGGAGUCAGGGCAGCAGUGGCAGAAUUAUAGGACAAUCCUUUGCAUGUCUGCUGUGAAUGAAGUUUAAUCAAAUUAAGUGGGAAUUUCUCCUGGGUAAGUGUGUUAGCUGUUGAGUGCAAAACCCCCCAACCUAUUAUUUCAAGAUACAGGGUCCCAAGUUGGUGGGAUGUAGCUUCUAGAGAACUGGAAAUUUCAGAGGUUGAUGUUUAGCACAAUCCUGUGCUCAUUUACUUGGAGGGCCUUUCAGAAAGAGCAGCAAAAAUAAGCCGCCAGAAGGAUGGUGAGACUCGCAAGACGAAUCCCGUUUGCCUUUCAGUUGCCGAGGAGAAACAUGGUCUCCCCUCCCUGGAUAACUGUCCUAGGAAAUGCCUGCAAAGGGGGCUGCCCAGCAGGUGACGUCUGAGCCUGCCCUGGUCUGCGUCUCCCCGGAGGAGGUCCCGGAGAAUCCGCAAGGAGUCAGUGGGUGUGGUGAUGGAGAACUACGAGCUGGUCACUUCCCUGGGCUACCCGGUUCUCAAACCUGAUCUCCUGUCUCGGAUCGAGCGUGCUGGAGAACAGUGCGUUGGUGAUCAGCUGGACUCUAGCAGAGGGAUUCCAACAGAUCCAUGCCCAGGCUACCGGUUCUUCAAACCCGAGAGCUUAUCCUGGAUUGAACGGUGGGAAGAGCUUGGCGUCACGGAUCGCCAGAAGCUGGAGGAAGGCAAGCUGUGCACAGGCUCCUGCCAAGGAGCAGCCGGCCGCGGCAAGGCCAUCAAGGAGGAGGAAGGUGGCCAGAAGGGCUUUGUGGCCAGCUUGGAGCGCUACCAGCUCUUCCCCGACAGCUCCCGAGCGGGCCUUUUCCUGGCGCCCAACGCCGCCCAGCUGCGGGCGCAGCAGCCUCGUGUCAAGAAGGAGGAAGCGGCCUCGUGCGAGCCGGGCCUGUGCGGCCCUGGGCGCCCCUCUCAGGGCCUGGGCUCGGGCCCCUUCGCCUGCGUGGUUUGCGGGAAGUGCUUCCGCCAGAAGCAGGGCCUCAUCACGCAUGGGCGCAUCCACACGGGCGAGAAGCCCUACCCCUGCCUGGAGUGCGGCAAGCGCUUCCGCCAGCGCCCCAACCUGCUGACGCACCAGCGGGUGCACACGGGCGAGCGGCCCUUCCCCUGCCUGCGCUGUGGCAAGCGCUUCAGCCAGAAGGCCAACCUGGCGGCCCACCAGCGCACCCACGCCGUCCAGGAGGGGCUGAUCGCCCCAGAGCCCAAGACGCCCGUGCCGCGGGGCAGCCGCCAGACGGAGAAGCCUUUCCCCUGCAACGUCUGCGGGAAGAGCUUCAGCCAGCGGCCCAACCUCAUCACCCACCAGCGGAUCCACACGGGCGAGAAGCCUUUCGCCUGCACCGAGUGCGGGAAGCGCUUCAACCAGCGCGCCAACCUCAUCACCCACCGCCGCAUCCACUCGGGCGAGAGGCCCUUCCCCUGCGCCACCUGCGGCCGCCGCUUCAGCCAGAAGGGCAACCUUGCUGCCCACCAGCGCACCCACUCCCAGCAGAGGCCCCACGCCUGCUCCUGCUGCCCCAAGCGCUUCAAGGGAGAGUCGGCCCUCCGAGCGCACCAGAGGACCCACAGACAGGUCCUGGGAGCUGACCCCCUGGCCGGAGCCCUCUUGGCGGUGGCUCCUGGCCUCCAGCAGCAGGCCCCGCUCCCCGGGGACCCCACCUCGGCCGCGCAGAGGGCCACGCCGGCCCCCCGCCAGGAUCUGCCCGGGGACCCCACUCCGGGCGUCCAUCGGGCUGCCCCCUCUGGGCAGCAGGCGCAGCAGCCACAACAACAACAGCAGCAGCAGCAGCCCCAGCAGCAGCAACAGCACGGAGCCCCUCAUGGGCCACAGUCUCUUCCCGCGGACCCUCCACCCGGUCCCCACGCAGCAGCGGGCCCCGCUGGACACCUCCAGGGUGUGGCCCCCGGCUCGGAGCAAGGGCCGAAGCUGAGUGCCCCGCCGGCCGUGAUGGACCCCCACGCCGAGAUGCUCCACUGCCAGCGCCGGCUCAGCCUGCCGGCGCUGCCCACCUCCAGCGCCCAUUCCGUGGUGCCCAUGGGGCAGCCGCAGCCCAUCACCACCAAGCCCAAGAGCCUGGUGGGACCGCGGCUGGAUGCCCCCAGCGACAUGCUCCACUGCCUCUGCCACGCCAGCAGGGCCUCCCUGGUCAUUCCUCACCCGCCGCACCUGGGGCAGCUCCAGGCGGGCGCCAGGGACGCGCCUGGGCGCGCCUGGCUGGGCAUCCCGUGCCCGGCCCGCACCCUGCAGCUCCAGCAGGGGGCCCAGGGCCACCCCGCCGCCCCCAACCCAAGACUCUGCUCCAUCCCAGAUUCCCUGCGAUAGUUUCCUCCUCCCCCCCAAAGACGGGCGCUGUGCAAGCACAGAUUGGUGGGGGCUGGGCUUGGCCCUCCCCACAAAGGACCUCCCACACAUAAACAGCCCUCGGCGGUGGGGCAAGGCGGUAGGGCUCAUGCAUGUAUUGUGGACAGGAGAGCCCUCAGUCUGCACCGACCCCCCCCCUUUGCUCCUGCAUCUCCUGGCACAGAAAAAGAUCAAUCUUUCUUGCAGCGCCACCAGACUUCUCCCCCUAGAAGCUUGAGCCCGCGGGGGUGUCCUUGUGCCAAGUGUAUUUUCUUCAUCCCUACAAUCCCCCCCCCGCCAUGUACCACAUCUGCCUCCCUCCACCCCAGGAACCAGCGGAACUCCCCUCAACCGCCUCAUGCAGCACAGAUGCGGCGGAAAACUGCCUCCCCCGGGGAGGUGAACGGGGCCCUGCGAGCAGGCAGUGUCUCCAGACUGGCAGGCAGCAACGUUAUAGGGCCUUCCUUUGAAAAGAGGACUCUGGAGAGGACCUGCUUUCUUCCCCUCCUUUCACAUGCCUGCUGUCACCUAGCAAAUUCCACCUGGAAUCUCUCGCCUU
Podarcis raffonei (Aeolian wall lizard) is the source of this 3165-nucleotide messenger RNA. RefSeq names its product zinc finger protein 250-like. The transcript has 6 exons. The record is from RefSeq and is a predicted model, not a curated record. Gene Ontology annotation, biological process: regulation of transcription by RNA polymerase II. Lineage: Eukaryota; Metazoa; Chordata; Lepidosauria; Squamata; Lacertidae. Bases 708 to 2588 code for a protein of 626 amino acids. Gene Ontology annotation, cellular component: nucleus. Gene Ontology annotation, molecular function: DNA-binding transcription factor activity, RNA polymerase II-specific; RNA polymerase II transcription regulatory region sequence-specific DNA binding.